Messenger RNA from Tachysurus vachellii, 702 nucleotides. RefSeq names its product serine/threonine-protein kinase Nek1-like. Gene Ontology annotation, biological process: protein phosphorylation. Gene Ontology annotation, molecular function: ATP binding; protein kinase activity. The transcript is spliced from 5 exons. NCBI's taxonomy places the organism in Eukaryota, Metazoa, Chordata, Actinopteri, Siluriformes, Bagridae. Bases 101 to 442 code for a protein of 113 amino acids. The record is from RefSeq and is a predicted model, not a curated record.
GCCUGAAACAGUUCAACGUGACGUUGCGCUGUUUGGUCCUCGGCGCACAAACCGUGCAUUUUAGAAAGCACUUUGAAACGCAUGACAGAUCGAGCCAGUCAUGGAUAAAUUUGAGAAAGUGAAGAUGAUCAGGGAGGGCUCGUUUGGGAAGGCCAUCCUGGUGACAUUCAAAGAGGAUGGUCACCAGUAUGUCAUCAAGGAGAUCGGCAUCUCCAGGAUGUCUAAUAAAGAGAGACAGGUGUCAUGCAAAGAAGUGGCCGUGUUGGCUAACAUGAGUCAUCCCAACAUUGUCCAGUACAAGGAGUCAUUUGAAGAGAGCGGCUGCUUGUAUAUAGUGAUGGAUUACUGUGAAGGAGGCGACCUGUUUAAGAAGAUCAAUAAUCAGAAAGGACCUUUCCCUGAGGAACAGCAGGGUGAUGCGGGUACCUGCGUGGUCAAUUAGUGUCUGCCAAUCACCGUGAAGCGUGGUGACGACCUUGAGGGUGCAUGAGGCAUGAGGGUGCCCUACUGGUGAUUAAAAGGCGCACCUGUGCAGGAGGCGUAAGCUCUCUGGCACGCCACAUUAUUUCGUUGUUUGGUGGUUGACUUGCGUGUUUGUUUUGCCUUGUACCACCCUUGUGUUAAUUUCCGUUAGUUAAGUCUGUGUUCUCUUAUGAAUCUUGUUCUUUUCUCUUGUCCCCGUUCUUUUGUGAAUUAUUUUUG